Molecule: messenger RNA, 1353 nt
Organism: Mangifera indica (mango)
Lineage: Eukaryota; Viridiplantae; Streptophyta; Magnoliopsida; Sapindales; Anacardiaceae
Product: transmembrane protein 120 homolog
Exons: 10
Coding region: 276-1319 (347 amino acids)
Cellular component (GO): membrane
Source: RefSeq, a predicted model, not a curated record
GUAAAUUUGUAAAAUGUGUGGAGGACGAUGGAGUUUCAGUUUGGUUCAGAGAUGCACCAUAAAUUACAAUAUUAAUGUUAAUAAAAUACAUUAAAGAGGUUGAAUGGGGAAAGAAGGUUUGGAUUGGAUUCAAUUCAAUUGGGGGGUUAUGUUAUUAAAAUGACAGGGGAACAACAACCUAGUUUGCAGUGAGAUCGGUGGGAUUAGGGUUGGAAUUGGGAUUGGGUAGUUAGCUUUUUCUGUUUAAUUAUUACAAUUUUUAAAAAAAAAUUCCGAUGGCUUCAGGGGUGGAAGAAGAAGUUGAGAGGGCUGUGGAAGAGGCGAAAGAGUUGCAUGAUUCAGCUGCUUCUCUUAUUAAUCGAACAUCUGGUGAAGAACAAUCUUUAAGGCAGCGUGUUCUUUCUUUGGAUUCUAAUAUUCGCCGCUUGCGUUCUUUACUUCAUUCCACCAAUUUGGAUUCCAAGUUGAUCGAUAAGCUCGAAGAAGAAUUGCAGAGAGCCAAGUGUUUGAUAUAUGAUGGCGAUGCUUCUGCUUUCCUUCCAACCAAAGCAGAGGGCGGUUUCCUUAGAAUGUUUAUUGGCCCAAUUAAUGUCCGAGCCUCCCGCAAAGAUGUCCAGUUGAAAGUUAAAGAAGAGUACAACGCUUACAGAGAUAGGACUGCCCUUCUUUUUCUUCUAUUUCCCUCAACGCUUCUUAUAUUAAGAUCUUGGAUCUGGGGUGGAUGCUUGCCUGCAUUUCCUGUUCAACUUUAUCAGGCAUGGCUUUUGUUCCUCUAUACUGCUUUGGCUUUGCGAGAGAACAUUUUGAGACUCAAUGGAAGUGACAUUCGCCCCUGGUGGAUCUACCAUCAUUACUGUGCUAUGAUUAUGGCCCUUGUUAGUCUCACUUGGGAGAUUAAAGGGCAGCCAAAUUGUGCGCAAAAGCAGAGAGGGGUGCAACUUUUCCUUCAAUGGGCUAUGAUGCAAGGAGUUGCCAUGCUUCUUCAAAACAGAUAUCAACGCCAGAGACUCUAUACUCGUAUUGCCUUGGGAAAGGCCAAGAGAAUGGAUGUUGUUUGGGGAGAAACGGCUGGUGUAGAUGGCCAAUUAUGGAUUUUGUGUCCAAUGCUUUUCAUUUUGCAGGGUUUCGAGGCAUAUGUUGGAUUACUGCUGCUUAGGACUGCAUUGGAUGGGGUCAUAUCUGAAUGGCAGGUAAUUUUUUGUGGGCUCCUUUUGGUUUUAAUGGCAGUUGGGAACUUCAUAAAUACAGUAGAGACGCUCAUGGUAAAGUCCAGGUUUAAAGCAAAAAUGAAAAGAAGUAAGAGCAAGCAGGAGUUGUAGAGUAUGAAUAUAUGUUUAGAUAUUUGAGCCACAA